Prinia subflava (tawny-flanked prinia) is the source of this 543-nucleotide messenger RNA. Its product is annotated as DNA (cytosine-5)-methyltransferase 1-like. Gene Ontology annotation, cellular component: nucleus. The record is from RefSeq and is a predicted model, not a curated record. Gene Ontology annotation, biological process: negative regulation of gene expression via chromosomal CpG island methylation. The transcript has 4 exons. Gene Ontology annotation, molecular function: DNA binding; DNA (cytosine-5-)-methyltransferase activity. Lineage: Eukaryota; Metazoa; Chordata; Aves; Passeriformes; Cisticolidae.
AUGGUAGAAGACAGAGUCCUCCCAGCCGUGUCCCGCAGGAGUCUCAGAGAUGCUCUAGUCAUCAAGAUGUGGGAGCCAGCAGCACAGCUGUUCUGGCUCAACAACCCCAGCACCGCAGUGUUCAUCAAGGACUGGAACAUCCUCCUCAAGCUCGUCACGUCCAGCAAGAAAACCAAUUCCUUGAGACAGAAACUGCCCCAAAAAGGUGAUGUGGAGAUGUUCCGUGGCAGCCCCUAAUGCCAGGGCUUCGGUGGCAUGAACAGCUUCAACUCCCACACCUGCUUUAAAUUCAAGAGUUCCCUGGUGGUCUCAUUCCUCAGUUAUUGCGAUUAUUACUGGUCACACUUCUUCCUGCUGGAGAACGUCUGGAAUUUCAUGUGCUUCAAGAGUUCUGUGGUGCUCAAGCUGACCCUGCGCUGCCUGGUGCACAUGGGCUACCACUGCACCUUUGGGGUGCUCCAGCUCUGCAGAGAAGAUGUUGCUUUGCAUCAGCCACAUGUCGCCCAGGACACCUGUCCCACAAUAGACUGGAGGAAGCUGUGA